GCGGGACGCCGCGUCGCAGGGACAGCCGGGGUCACGGCGGCGGGCUGGGGGCCGUGGGGUGAAAGAUCCCUGUGGGACACACUUCUGCCAAAUGCACCAGACUCUUAGUUCGCGUGAGCCUAGUGUGCAUGGUCUCCGCCUGUGUGCGUCGUCCUCACCCAAGAGGUGGAUCAAGGCAGGGUGCUCACCCGAAUGCCAGGUCUCAGGGCCAGGACUGCAGGAAACCAUUUGUUGUUGCGGUCCCACCUGCUAAAGAAAUGGAUUUGGAUCAGUUGGACCUGAAUCCCAGAAUUACUGCUGCAGCCAAGAAAGCCAAACUGAAGUCAGUAAAGGAGGUUUUGCAUUUUUCUGGACCAGACUUGCAGAGACUGACCGGCCUCUCCAGCCUCGACGUGCAGCACUUGCUGAGAACGGCCUCCUUGCACGUGCGGGGAGGCAGCAUCGUCACAGCUCUGCAUCUGCACCAGCAGAAGAAGAGGUUCCCCGCGCAGCACCAGCGCCUGAGCCUGGGCUGCCCCGUGCUGGACGGCCUUCUCCGCGGCGGCCUGCCCCUGGACGGCGUCACCGAGCUGGCCGGUCACAGCUCUGCCGGGAAGACCCAGCUGGCCCUGCAGCUCUGCCUGGCCGUGCAGCUCCCGCCGCGGCACGGAGGCCUGGAAGCCGGGGCCGUGUACGUCUGCACCGAAGACGUCUUCCCGAACUCGCGUCUGCAGCAGCUCAUCGCUCAGCAGCGGCACCUGCGGGCGGACGUGCCAGGAGAGGUGAUCGCCAAGGUCAGGUUUGGCAGCCAGAUCUUCAUCGAGCACGUGGCCGACGUGGACGCCCUGCUGGAGUGUGUGCGGAAGAAGGUGCCUGUGCUGCUGUCUCGAGGCAUGGCCCGCCUGGUGGUCAUCGACUCCGUGGCGGCCCCGUUCCGCUGUGAGUUUGACGGCCCGGCCUCAGUCCCCAGGGCCAGGCGUCUGCAGGAGCUGGGGGCCACCCUGCGCCGGCUGAGCAGCACGUUCCAGAGCCCCGUGCUAUGCAUCAACCAGGUGGGUCCCGCCCCCCUAAUGUCCUUGGCCUGGUUUUUAGGGAGGAAGUUCGGGGCUGGGGUCUGGGGGAGGGGCCUGCCGUUGGUGAGGCCGGUCGUGCUGGGCUGGGUGGUGGCUGACCCUGGUCUGGACCUCCCAGGUGACGGAGGCCGUGGAGGAGCAGGGCGCGGCACGCGGACCACAGGGCCUCUGGGAGGAGCGGGUCUCUCCCGCCCUCGGAAUCGCCUGGUCCAACCAGCUCUUAAUGCGGCUGAUGGUCAGCCGGCGCCGCUCCGAGGAGCAGGCCGGGCCCCCCGACCGCACGCUGCGGGUGAUCUUCGCCCCUCACCUGCCCCCCUCAUCCUGCUCCUACACGGUCCGCACGGAGGGAGUGCGAGGGACUCCCGGGACCACGGGCCCCUGACACGGCGGCGGCACGGUGGCCGGCCAGGUCCCAGGAAACCCGAGUCUGGCCGAGCCGUCCACACUCUGCAGGCACAGGGGCCGGGCGUCUGGACCCGGCACACCCGUCACUGGGUCAGGGUCCGCGUGAGGGGUUGGCUGCACCUUCUCAACGGCAGGAAGGUGGUGAGCACGGAUGACCCGCCCGACGUGGCCUCCACACCCCACCUCCCCACCUCCCCCUGCGCUCGCCACGCCGCCCGGCUCGGCGGCCCGUUCCCUGCCGGGCUCUGUCCUAAGUGAUCCACACAUUGGAGCGUGUCUUCUUCACGGCCCCUGGGGAUGGGCAAUUACUGUCCUUGGUCUCAGGGAAACUGAGGCACAGAACAGCCGAAUGACGUGGCCAUCUUCCCACCCCCAGGCGGGUGCCCAGGAGGGCAGGGGCGCAGCUGACACAGCACUAGGGUGGAGGCGGAGGUCCCUGUGACUGACAGACUCGUUCCGCCUGGACAUUUGCUAGAGCAGAAAAAUUCACUUCCAAUGUCCAUCCCCCCCCCUUUUUUUUUUGGUGCCGAGACCCGGGAGCGAUGUCCAUCCCAUUUUUAAAGUAGUCUGUGACCCUCAGAAGGUUAAAAAUGGCCGGAAUAAGAAGAAAAAUGAUCUUUUAAGGUUGGAAUUUUAUAAAACAGCUUUUCUGCAAGUGU
This is a messenger RNA of Hyaena hyaena (striped hyena), 2116 nucleotides long. RefSeq names its product X-ray repair cross complementing 3 (gene XRCC3). NCBI's taxonomy places the organism in Eukaryota, Metazoa, Chordata, Mammalia, Carnivora, Hyaenidae. Gene Ontology annotation, cellular component: replication fork; Rad51C-XRCC3 complex. The transcript is spliced from 8 exons. Bases 129 to 1715 code for a protein of 528 amino acids. Gene Ontology annotation, molecular function: four-way junction DNA binding; ATP binding; ATP-dependent DNA damage sensor activity. Gene Ontology annotation, biological process: t-circle formation; telomere maintenance via recombination; resolution of mitotic recombination intermediates. The record is from RefSeq and is a predicted model, not a curated record.